GAUCCUACAGAAGUUUCCAGGAUGUUGCUGAAAAGGCGGCCCGCAAUUUUCGUCUGCUUCAUCUUCGCAUUCGUGUUUUUAACUUCAUUGAUGACGUCCGUGUAUGUCUUCAACGACCUGACAGUUUUAGUUCAUCGCCAACCACAAAAUGAUGGACUUUCUAAGAGUACCAUAGUGGUCCAUGGUGUCGACCAGACAGAAGCUGAACGUAUUCAGCACCAAAGACGGACACGUGCACAAAGAGUCUGCAAAAACAUAUUAGGACUUAAACCAGUCAAUAUUUUGAAGGACCAUCUAAGAUUUCCCCGACCAAAGUAUGAGAACCAAUGGCGUAGCUUGACUUACUUACUGGAUGAUCGAAAAGUCGCAUUCUGCUUAGUGCUUAAGGCAGGUUAUUCAAACUGGCUCAGAUUCAUAUCAAGCAUCACGACAGAAGGGGUGGCCAAGUUGAGUAAAUGCUUGGGUAUUGAUACUUUUGAUGAAAUCCGACCAAAGCUCAAGGCCUACAAGAAAGUUAUCUUUGUCCGCAACCCAAUCAGCCGUCUGCUGUCCGGAUACGUGGAUAAAUUUGUUAACUUACCAAAUCAAGUCGUCACCCAAAUGUCGAGGGACAUCAUCAAGAAAGUUCGUGGGAAGGCCAUCCCUAAGAGUCGGCGUCCAGACCUGACAUUCCCGGAGUUUCUGCACUACAUUUCAACAACAAAAGAAAUAUUGAACCCCCACUGGCUACCUAUUCAUGAGCUAAAAGUACCCUGUGACAUUGACUAUGAUUUCAUUGGAAAGAUUGAAACUGUGUCUCGAGACAUCGAAUACAUGAAAUCGCUGUACAACAUAAGCAAGAGCGCCGUGUAUCCGCAAGCGUAUAUCUCCGACACGAAGCGAACCGAACUUAUGGUAAAUUAUUACCGCAAUAUAACAACCGAGACUCUCGAGAGAGUCAUACAAAAAUACAAAAUGAUUUCCUCAUUUUCGGGUAUCCUUUGCCAAAAGAUGCAUCAAAUAUUUCGGAAUAUAUUCAAAACGAUAUGAAAGCAUACGACCAAUAUUGCCUCUGAUUGAAAUGAUUGUGAAAUUACAAAAGUCAAAUAAAUAAAAUUUUAAUUGGAAAUACUAACCACCUCCAUUCUGAGAACGACAGAAGACUUGGCCUUACAAGUUUAGGUGUGUAAAGAGUGGAUCUGGAGCAUACACAGUUAGCCUACUGUGACAAGUAGAAUAAUUCACAUCCGGGUACUUUUCAUUUAUUCAUACUCACCUUUUUAAUUACACCGGUUAGCGCGCCCUCAUCGGCCGCAAGACGUCAGAGGGUCAAUCUUUCCUUUGACGUCGGAGACUUAACAUCACAUUAUUUUCUCCGUCUUCCUUUCAGGUAAUUACCAUUCUAUUUUCCAUCAAUUCCUCUUGUAUAAAUUAUUCGUAGAGUUUAGCUUAUUUUAUGACAUGUUUCUUUUUGACAAGAGAACGGUUUUCUAGAGUUAAUUUACUUAGUUUUGAGUCGGGAAAGAAAACUCCCGUAGUAGAUAAAUUUCUUUUUGAUUUGAAUUUCCUCAAGUCUCCUCUCUUAGAUUUUGUUAAUAGUUUUGCAUUACUAGAGUUCGGAAGUAAUGUCGUACUUAUUUUCUUAUUUAAUGUUGUAAAUAUUGCUGAUUUUGCGGAGUUAUCCUCUAAUUUUGGUUCAAAUCCCCAUAGCGUUUGCACAGCGUUUUUGUUCAGGCCCCUACUCCUAAAGUAU
This is a messenger RNA of Asterias rubens (European starfish), 1732 nucleotides long. Its product is annotated as carbohydrate sulfotransferase 11-like. Gene Ontology annotation, cellular component: membrane. Gene Ontology annotation, biological process: carbohydrate biosynthetic process. The record is from RefSeq and is a predicted model, not a curated record. Lineage: Eukaryota; Metazoa; Echinodermata; Asteroidea; Forcipulatida; Asteriidae. The transcript is spliced from 3 exons. Gene Ontology annotation, molecular function: sulfotransferase activity. The coding region runs from base 22 to 1029 and encodes 335 amino acids.